GUCCUUCAGAUCGGCAGUUCCGGAUGGGUGCGGUGGCUGCAGCGCGGAGAGUUCCGGUCGACAGAGGCUGUCGCCGUCAGGGCAGGCUGUGAUAAAAGUCCUGUGAUGCUGUUCUGAGUGGGUGAAGCAGACAGGGAUGAAAAAUGCCCAGACAGACAGCAGUGGCAGUCACAGCUGCUGCCUUGUUGGGUAUUGCAGCAGGGGGGCUGAUUUUGUGGGGGGUCAUCCGGCGUCGGAAAGAAAGGACCCACUGCGUCAGUAAACAAGAAGGAUCUGCAAGAGAGCCAGGAGAUGAGGAACUGACACCAGUGGAAGAAAAGGAGCUGCUUCGCUUCAGCUAUCCUGCCAUUUCUUGGGUGGAGAAGUUCCUGGAAGCAGAGGUUGUGAUCGUUUCGGAGCCAGCGGAGUGGGAUGGUGUGGAACCGUUGCUGAAGAAGGAGCUGGAGAAGUGGCCAGUGCUUGGGGUUGACUGUGAGUGGGUGUCAGUGGAAGGAAAGGCCAAUCCCGUAUCCCUCUUACAGAUGGCUUCCUCCAGUGGCCUUUGCAUUCUCAUUCGUUUGUCCAGGCUCGUCAACAGUGGACGGACUAUCCCAAAGACUUUAUUGGACAUCUUGGCAGAUAGCACCAUAUUAAAAGUAGGAGUGGGUUGCUGGGAGGAUGCCUGCAAGCUACUUCAGGACUAUGGCCUUGCAGUCAAAGGGAGCGUGGACCUCCGUUACCUAGCCAUGAGACAGAGGAAGGAUCUGCUCCAGAAUGGACUCAGCCUCAAGUCUCUGUGUGAGAAUGUCCUGAACUGCCCCCUUGACAAGUCUCCAAGCCUGCGCUGCAGCAACUGGGAGGUGGAAGAACUGACUCAGUACCAGAUCAUGUAUGCUGCCAAGGAUGCCCAGGUCUCAGUAGCUCUGUUUCUCCAUCUUCUGGGACUUUCCAUCCUCCCUGCUACAUUUGAAGGUCAAAAUGCUAUCACUGCAUGGGGGAAGGUGCUGGGUAAGUGCCAGGGAUUGAUAGACAUCCCAUUCAGAGGAAGAAGCAGUAGCAGCCUAGGAGAUGAUGGGAAUGGAGAGGCAGACUCCCAGCAGAAACCAAGGAAUCGGAAACCUGCAGCCAAUGGCCAGUCCAUGGUCAAUCAGCAAGUGAAAGACCCUCGAAAACAAAAGCGGAAGCCCCUGGGUGUAGGAUAUUCUGCAAGAAAAUCUCCCCUGUAUGACAACUGCUUCUUGCAUGCACCGGACGGACAGCCUCUGUGCACUUGCGAUCGCAAGAAGGCCCAGUGGUACCUGGACAAGGGCAUUGGAGAGCUGGUGAGUAUGGAUCCGUUUGUAGUGAAGUUGCAGUUUGAACCAUCAGGACGUCCUGAGUCCCAGGUCGAUUAUUACCUGACAGUCAAGGAGAAUCUCUGUGUAGUCUGUGGCAAGAGAGAGUCCUACAUCCGGAAAAACAUUGUACCUCAUGAGUACAGGAGACACUUCCCCAUCCAAAUGAAGGACCACAACUCCCAUGAUGUGCUGCUGCUUUGUACUUCUUGUCACGCCAUCUCCAAUUACUAUGACAACCAUCUCAAGCAGCAACUUGCAGAGGAGUUUGCAGCCCCCAUCGGCUGUGAGGAAGGGGUACGCCUCUUGGAGGACCCCCACCGCCGUCAGGUUCGGUCUGGGGCCCGUGCCUUGCUGAAUGCGGGCAGCCUGCCUGACUCCAGAAGGGAGGAACUGCUGAAAGGAAUCAAAGACUUCUUUGACAGAGAGACCAUUACACUGGAGAUGCUCCAGGAAGCAGCAGAACUGGAAACCAGCAGGAUUUACAAUGAGAACUACGUUCCCCAUGGCCUGAAGGUGGUGCAGUGCUUCGCCAAAGGGGGGUUGUGCUCCCUCAUGCAGUUGGAGAGGCGUUGGCGUCAGCACUUCCUGGACACCAUGCAGCCCAAGCACCUCCCGGUGCGAUGGUCAGUGGACCACAAUCAUGGGAAGCUGAUCCGAAAGUAUGGGGAGGACCUUCAAAUUGAGCUGUCGUGAAACAGUCCCUCCAGAGGACUGAGACCUGGGUCUGACAGCGAAAGCAGCCACUUUAACGUGGAAGAACUAUUUUAUUUCAGCCUCCACGCGGGAGUUGCAAGUACAUGGGCUUGCCAUUUCUCAGUGAGAGUCCCGCUGCCAGCAGUGGCUGUUUAGGGACUUAACAAUGGAGCUUUUAACUAGAUACUGAAUUAAAUUGCCUGUGAUUCCUUACAACCUUAUUUUACAGAGGUGGGGCUGGGGGCCCCAUCUGACUCUUCACCUCUAGACUGUUUUAACCCAGAAGAAGUAUGGGAAAAGGGGAUAUUGCCACCCUGAGGGGAGACUGCACAGCGUUGAUGUUGGCUAUCCCUUCAGAGUGGUGUGGUGCUGCUAGGUUCACCUUCAUGACCUGGAUUCUCAGCCUGAGUUGUGAAUUUUUUCGGUUUUGCCAGAUGCCAGAUAUGAACUGAUCUCUUCCUUCUCCAGCUGCACCUCUUUACAGACCCACAAUUCCCUCUCUCCUGCCCCCAUCUCCCUUCCUUGCUUCUGGUGACAGGCACCAGCCUUUCUUGGAGACCUUCCACGAAGAGAGAUGCCUUUGUGAACAAGGUGAAGAAGCAGCACUGCUGUCCCAUUUUGAGAGCUAUGUGCAGCGAGGCCUCCGGUGGCCAUCACCUGAUAAAACAUGACAUUGUUUGACACUGGCAGUAUGGGAGCACCAAUACUUCUUUAAAAAAAAAAAAAAAAGGAGCUGCCAGCAGCACACUGUCUAUAGAAUUAUUACUUUCCAGUACAGUUUUUUCUGUUUAGAUACCAUGAUGUGUAACUUCUGUAGUGAAAUGGGGUCAGUUGCCUUGCAAUGGAUUGGGGGGAGGUUUCUUUAGAGAAGCACCAUCUUCUAAAGCAUCCCUGCACAUGGUAACAACCUGAGUUCUAAUCCUGGCUCGACACUUACUUGCUGUGUGGCCUUGAAUAGGCUGCAUAUUUGCUCUGUGCCUCACUUUCCUUGUCUGUAAAAUGGGGCUAAUAACACUCACCUACCUCACAGGGAUGUUGUGAGGCUUAUUUGAAUUAACAUUUGGAAAAUGCUUUGUAAAUGUUGGCCAUUAGAUUUGUUAAUUUUUAAUGUAAUUCUACCUAUUUAGAUUUAGCAGUUGUGUUUCUGCCUGGUGCUAGAUUUUAAGUUUACAUUUAACUUUUUAAAAUAAAUAACCUUUCUGUGAAACUGA
Molecule: messenger RNA, 3220 nt
Organism: Gavialis gangeticus (Gharial)
Lineage: Eukaryota; Metazoa; Chordata; Crocodylia; Gavialidae
Gene: EXD2
Product: exonuclease 3'-5' domain containing 2
Exons: 9
Coding region: 144-2009 (621 amino acids)
Biological process (GO): nucleobase-containing compound metabolic process
Cellular component (GO): nucleus; cytoplasm
Molecular function (GO): 3'-5' exonuclease activity; nucleic acid binding
Source: RefSeq, a predicted model, not a curated record